Messenger RNA from Pyricularia oryzae 70-15, 1658 nucleotides. RefSeq names its product DJ-1/PfpI family protein. Bases 68 to 1042 code for a protein of 324 amino acids. Lineage: Eukaryota; Fungi; Ascomycota; Sordariomycetes; Magnaporthales; Pyriculariaceae. The record is from RefSeq and is a predicted model, not a curated record. The transcript has 5 exons.
CAGUUGAUUGUUGAUUAAUACACCAUCAACAGUGCAAAAGUCUUGGCCGACUAUUUCCCCGCUCGGGAUGGCGCGUUGUAACAAUAGAAUAUGGGUAUAUAUAUAUUCCAGCAGUAUCUCAUUCUCGGUUCUAUCUUCAAGUUUGAGCCGAUAUAUAUCCUGUCACAUAGAAACAAAACCUCAGACACAUACGAAAGCCCAUAUCGCAAUGGCCAUGCGCUUGUUCUUGUUUGGCCUGUCGGCUGCAGCAGUCCUGGGCCAGUCACCGAGCUACGACUGGGGACCAAGUCUCGACAUUGGCAUUAUCCUGUUCCCUGGCUUCCAACCUCUGGAUGUCAUCGCCCCAGCCGACGUCAUGAUGGCCCUCUCCGGCAGCGUCAACAUGACCAUCUCCUUCAUCUGGAAAGAAGCCGGCCCCGUCUGGGCCCGCUCGCCGCCGCGCCUCAACCCCGCGCCCCCGAACCCAAACAUCCCCGCCGGCGUCUUCCCCAUCCAGGCGCCGAGCUUCGUGGCGACGCACUCGUUCGCCGACGCGCCGCCGCUCGACGUGGUCCUCGUGCCCGGCGGGGCCGGAUCCCGGGUGCUGCACGACCACAACGACACCUCGGUCGAGGACUUUGUAAAGGAGCGCUACCCCACGCUCAGGUACCUGCUCAGCGUCUGCACGGGGUCCGGGUUCCUGGCCAAGUCCGGGCUGCUGGACGGGCGCCGGGCCACCACCAACAAGGCGGCCUGGUCGUGGCCGACGCAGUUUGGCACCAACGUGACCUGGGUCCCUACUGCGAGGUGGGUCGAGGAUGGGAAUAUCUGGUCUAGCUCUGGUGUUUCUGCAGGCAUCGAUAUGACGUAUGCCUUCUUCUCCAGAAUUCUCGACCAGAAGCUGGUGGAUAGGACCAUGAACAAUAUCGAGUAUGCGCCGCAUCUGGACGAGCACUGGGACCCGUACUCUAUUGUGCACAACGUUCCCGGUGCCGACCAGUCUCAAUCCCUGGGGGAGUGUGUUGGCCCAGCUGGCUAUGAAUUCACCUGCAACAAGGAGUGAGCUUGAAUCAUUCAACAUGCCAAUACCUGAUUCAGGACUACCGCCCUUUUGUAGCACCACAGCGGAGGUUGCUUUCUUUGCGCCACAAAGACUUUGCGGGCAGACCAACACAAGAGUUUUUCGACUUGAUUACAUCUCAGCCUGGCUAAUGGUUUGAAAAGCCGAUUGAAUACAUCCAACAAUGCCUGUUGAAUUACACAAAAAUUGCCCUCUCUGGCCCCCAAGGGCCCACACUGCUAUUGACCCACACAUUCAGGCUGCGAUCAGGUUGGGUUCAGUUGUGAUCAGUCUCGUUCAGUUACAAUCAGUCAAUUGACCCAAAAGGGCCUGAAACUGUGGCGGUGCGAUGAGGAUUUCUUUAGUGAUGCAACUUUUCGCGAAAGAACACUUUUGGUCCAACAGGGCCCGAAAUGGGACUUUUAGGUCCACAAACUUACCCAACCAAGGCCCAAAUCAAUUCCCGCGCCAUUUGAAAUAAAACCCAGUUUCUGUCCUGAGCCCAGUUUUGUUCCUUCUCUUUUCCGAGUGUCUUCCCAGUUUUACAUCUCUCACACAAAGAAACAACCAAAUUUUUCGCCACUUGUAUCUUACACCCGUCUCUUUUCUACAUCCUGCC